Solanum pennellii is the source of this 3304-nucleotide messenger RNA. RefSeq names its product pentatricopeptide repeat-containing protein At2g13600-like. The record is from RefSeq and is a predicted model, not a curated record. NCBI's taxonomy places the organism in Eukaryota, Viridiplantae, Streptophyta, Magnoliopsida, Solanales, Solanaceae. The transcript has a single exon. Gene Ontology annotation, molecular function: protein binding; RNA binding. Gene Ontology annotation, biological process: RNA modification. Bases 250 to 2433 code for a protein of 727 amino acids.
UAAUCUAUUUUUUUAAAAUUUUAAAUUCCUUAUUAAAAAUUUUAGCUCCGCGCUAAUAGCAGGCCACACCACCGGGUGGCUCGCCUGAAUGCCGAGUCUUUUUCUGCCGUCAACUCAAUGUCGUCGGUCACCUGCAAGAUAAGGCCUCAGCUUGUUGUGUUAGUCUGACAAAUAGCUAAGGAAAAUUGGGACCAUCCUGAAAAUUGGUUUUCACAGUUUGUCCAGGGAUAGUAGUAAAAAAUACAAAGAAUGAUUAUAAGGCAUUCAUUUACAGGGACCUGGAGGCAUCAACGCUGGAAAUGGAGUUUCAGAUUUUGCUCCAACAUGUCUUGCAAUAGUAAUAAUACGCAUCCAUCAAUUGUCUCCACUAACAUUGCAAUUACAGAGUUAGCGAAAAAGGGUUUACUCGAACAAGCACGAAAGCUGUUUGAAAAAAUGCCUCAAAGAUCAAUUGUCUCAUGGAACACCAUGAUUUCUGGUUAUUCCGAAUGGGACAAGUUCAGUGAAGGGUUAAGUUUAGUUUCAUUAAUGCAUAGCAGCUGUAUAAAGCUGAAUGAGUCUACUUUGUCCUCAGUACUAAGUAUUUGUGCUCGAUCACAGUCGCUCAAUCGUGGUAAGGAAGUUCAUGGGCUAGUUUUGAAAUCUGGAUAUCAAAGUUUUCAGCUUGUGGGUAGUGCUUUAUUGUAUCUUUAUUCAACGUGUCAUGAAAUCAAAGAUGCAAGGAUGGUGUUUGAUGUAUUGCAUUGGGAGAAUGAGUUGUUAUGGAGCUUGAUGCUUGUGGGAAAUGUUAAAUGUAACUUGUUAACUGAUGCUUUGGAGAUUUUUAGGAAAAUGCCGACCCGUGAUGUUGUUGCUUGGACCACUUUGAUUUCUGGAUACUCAAAGGUUGAAGGUGGAUGCCAGAAAGCUUUAGAGUUGUUUCGGUCUAUGAGAGAGGAUACUGAGCUUGUCCCAAAUGAAUUUACUCUGGAUUGUGUUUUGAGGGUGUCUGGUCGAUUGGGAUCUUUAUAUGGGGGAAGAGCAAUUCAUGGGUUGGUAGUGAAAUUUGGGUUUGAGUGGGAUCAUUCUGUUUCUGGUGCACUGAUUGAUUUUUAUUGUAAUUGUGAGGUUCUUGAUGAUGCUAUGUUAGUUUAUAGUGCACUAGUUAAUCCUUCCUUGAAUAAUUCAAACUCACUAAUUGGAGGGCUAAUCUUGGCGGGCAGGAUUGAGGAGGCUCGAUAUUUGUUUAACGGAUUGAUCAAGCAGGAUCAUGUUUACAAUUUGAUGAUUAAAGGAUAUGCCAUGGCUGGUCAAGUAGAGGAGUCGAAACAGUUGUUUCUGGAGAUGUCAGAAAGAAAUUUAACUUCCAUCAAUACUAUGAUUUCUGUGUACUCGAGGAAUGGUGAAAUUGGCAAAGCUGUAGAGCUUUUUGAAGAAGUGAAAGUACAGGGAAAUUCUGUUACCUGGAAUUCUAUGAUUUCAGGAUAUACCCAAAAUUAUCAACAUGAGAGUGCGUUAAAGUUGUAUACAACCAUGAGAAGACUAACAAUUAGCCAAACUAGGUCAACAUUUUCUGCCCUGUUUCACGCAUGCUCCUGCCUUGGUUCACUUCAACAAGGUCAAUUGAUUCACGCAGAUUUGAUUAAGACUCCAUUUGAAUCCAAUAACUAUGUUGGGACAGCUGUUGUUGAUAUGUACUCCAAAUGUGGGAGCCUUAAUGAUGCUCAAACAUCCUUUCAUAGCAUUGCAUAUCCUAAUGUAGCAGCAUGGACAGCUCUGAUUAAUGGGUAUGCACAUCAUGGGCUUGGCUCUGAGGCACUUGUACUUUUUCACCAAAUGUUAGAUGAAGGGAUUAGUCCUAAUGCAGCAACCUUUGUCGGUGUCUUAUUGGCUUGUACUUGUGUGGGUUUGGUUGGAGAUGGCACAAGACUUUUCCACGUAAUGCAAGAAUACUAUGGUAUAGCACCUACUCUGGAACACUACACGUGCAUGGUAGAUCUUCUUGGUAGAUCAGGCCAUUUACAUGAAGCUGAGAAGCUUGUUAACAGAAUGACUAUUGAACCAGACUGCAUUAUCUUUGUUGCACUGCUUAAUGCUUGUUGGUUCUGGAUGGACAUGGAAAUUGGAGAGAGGGUGGCAGAAAAACUGUUGUCAUUGGAUCCCAAAUCUACAUCCAGCUGUGUUAUCAUGGCCAAUAUGUAUGCAGGAUUUGGCAGGUGGUGGGAGAAGAUGAGAGUGAGGAAAGCAAUGAAGAAACUGCAGUAUAGAAAGGAUCCUGGAUAUAGUUGGAUUGAACUAAACAACAAGGUUCAAUUUUUCUCCGUUGAUAAUAGAACUCAUCCUUUUUGUGAUACAAUUUACUCAACUUUGGCAAACCUAAAAGCAAAUGUGGACUCCGAAAUUAAUUUUGAUUGUACUUCAAAAUUAUUUGGUGAAAGUAAGUUACUCUCUUAGUUAAUCCUCCUGAUUAUAUUGAUAUGCAUAACAUCUGUGGUGUUUAUUGAAAUUAUUAGUUGUGUCAAAAAAUAAAUGCAACUAGCAUCAUAUAGAUUUCUGCUGAAUCUGUUUGACUUCUUAUGCUUUAAAACUGAUUAUGGAACUCUGGUUUUCUCCAAGGCUUCAUUUCUUUCAUGUCUAAAUCUUGUCUCUGGUGCAUAGAAUGAUAUUUCACCUAGGUGGGUGUGUGAGAUUUGUUAUGUAUAUGCAACGGCUAAUCUUUGAUAUAGGAGGCCUUGAAAAUCAUACCUUGGUUCAAAGGCAGAGAUUGAAGCGUUAGGAGAUGCUUUAUUCUGAGAUAUUGUCAGUUCUUGUUCAUACGCUUCUACACAAUUUUGACAGGUUCUGAGUAUAUAUUCUUUCAUUAUCAUCUGACAGUAUCCAUUCAAAGUGGGUGUACGUUUCAUAUUCCUAAGAAAUAGUAGGAAUAUUAGUUUCUGGAGCUGUAUCCACUUCCCCGGCAUUAUUCUGAUGCUUAUCUGAUCUUCUUUUUGGUAAUUCUGAUGCCUUUUUUGGGGAAAAAGAUCUCGUAUGCUACAUGGUGUUUCCUAAGAAACAGUAGGACUAUUAGUUUUUGGAGAUGCAUCCCCUUUUCUGUGAUAACUCUGAUGCUUUUUCUGGGAAAAGAAAAUCUUUUUUUUUACAUGGGGUUCCUUAUGGUUCAGAUUUGAUCUUCUAUUGAAUUAAUCUAAUAGAAAUGUCCACUAAUAAUGCUUAUCGUGAAUGUAGUAUUCAAUUACUUUCAUAUAUAUUAGACUUCCCUUAAUCGUGACUGAUGAGACGAGAGACAAUUCAAGAUUAUGUACUAAUUGUAUUGUUCCUAUUUGAC